This is a messenger RNA of Panicum virgatum (switchgrass), 1482 nucleotides long. RefSeq lists its product as uncharacterized. NCBI's taxonomy places the organism in Eukaryota, Viridiplantae, Streptophyta, Magnoliopsida, Poales, Poaceae. The coding region runs from base 150 to 1229 and encodes 359 amino acids. The record is from RefSeq and is a predicted model, not a curated record. The transcript has 2 exons.
CGCACGCACCCAUCGUCCUCUCCCGGCUACAAGAAGGCGUUCGUGCACGCGCACACCGUACCACAAACACCAGCGUAGGUGUCCACCUUUACCUGUCCUGCCAUCGUCUCCUCUCUCCUCGGCAUCACCCAGCAACCAGACUGAUCGAGAUGGCGUCCGUCCGGCUGUUCCCGGCGGCGGCGGCGCUGCUCGCCUUCCUGGUCGCGGCGGUGGGCGCCCAGCCGAUGGACCCUGGCCAGCCGGACAACCCCCUCCUGUCUGACCCGGACGUGAUCCCCGUCUACAUGAGCCCCGGCUCGCCGCCCACCUACGUGAGCUGCUACAACAACACCCAUGGCCAGCAAGGGUCGGAGCCCAUGUGCUCCGUCCUCGUCCGCAACUGCCCCCGCGGCUGCCGCGACACCUGCUACAUCCACUGCCCCUCCUGCAAGCGCGUCUGCCUGUGCGAGCUGACCGGGACGGAGUGCUACGACCCGCGCUUCGUCGGCGGCGACGGCAACAAGUUCCUGUUCCACGGCCGCCGGGACGCCGCCUUCUGCCUGGUCUCCGACGCCAACCUGCACAUCAACGCGCACUUCAUCGGCAAGCGCGGCGGCGCGCGGGACUUCACGUGGGUGCAGGCGCUGGGCAUCCGCUUCGGCGGCCACCGCCUGUACCUCGGCGUCCGGCGGACGGCAGCCUGGGACGCCGCCGUGGACCGCCUCGCCAUCGCCUUCGACGGCGCGCCCGUGCCGCUGGACGCCGCCGCCGGCGCCAGCUGGAGCCCCGCCGCGGCGCCCGCGCUGUCCGUGUUCCGCACGGGCGCCGCCAACGGCGUCGUGGUGCGCCUGGACGGGCGGUUCAGGAUCGUGGCCGACGCGGUGCCCGUCACGGAGGAGGACUCGAGGGCGCACGGCUACGGCCUGGCCCCCGAGGACGGCAGCCUCGCGCACCUCAACGUGGCCUUCAAGUUCUACGCCCUCAGCGCCGACGUGCACGGCGUGCUGGGCCAGACCUACCGCCCGGGCUACGUGGGCGCCGGGGUGGACGUCGGCGCCAGGGUCCCCGUCAUGGGCGGCGCCAGCAGGUACCAGGUGUCCGACAUCUUCGCCACGGACUGCGAGGUGGGGCGGUUCGCCGGUGACGACGACGGGCUCGCCGGCGCCGGGCCCAUGGACAUCAUCGAGGAGCCGGCCGCCGCGCUCUGCGGCAGCGGGAAGGGCGGGGCCGGCCUGGUCUGCAAGAAGUGAGGCCGGCGGCGAGCGAGUUCACAGUGACAAAAGAGAUGCACCUGCUGGUUUAGUGUUGUUCUUUUUUGGGUUCUCGUGUCUAAUUGCGUACGUGCCUGCUGACAUGGCUGCUGGAGCUACCAUACCAAGAGGUAGUACUAGUCAGUCUGGUAGUAGUUCUAUGUGCGGCGAACGAAUUAAAGACGUGGUGUGACGUGUCAUGUGUUGGUCAGUCGUGACCGUGGGCAACGAUGGAGAAGUGGCAUGUUGCUCC